AUGCCCCCUCUGCCUGUACUUCUUCGCACAUUGCUGCGCCCAAGCAUAUCCCGUGCUACCCUGGCACCUCGCUAUGCCUCCUCGCACGCCCCGCCCACUUCUACCAUCGGCCUGCGCGACUCUGCCAUCCCCCACCGCACCGUCCGCCUAGCCACCCCCACCGGCCUAUCACAGCCCCAGUCACUCUCCUCCAUCCUCCCCACAUACGACCCCUCCCACCACUCGCUCAUACUCGUCUCCACCGACGGGCCACAUGCCAUCGUCAAGCUCGUCUCUAGAGCAGAGGAGCGAGAGAAGGAGAAGGAAAAGGAAGAUAAGGAGAGGGUGAAAAGGAAGAUGGGGAUGGAGGAGAAGGAGGUGCAGGUGUCGUGGCAGAGUGCAAAGGGCGACUUGGAGCACAAGCUUGAUACAGCAAAGGGCUUGCUGGAGAAGGGCGAUCGGGUGCAAGUCGUCUUUGCGAACCGGAAAAGAGGAGAUCCCGUGGGUGAUGCGCAAAAGAAGCAGGUCGUAGACCUGUUUGAUGCUGCGUUGGGAGAAGUAGGGAAAAAGUGGAAGAAUGACGAUGUGAACAAGGGGCUCUGGGUUCUUUACUACAACCCCUUGGAUAGUGUGAGGCAGGGCGUGGAGAAGAAGGUGUUAGACGCCGAGACAGCAAAGAGGAGGGAAAAGGAGAGUGCCAAAGAAGAAAAGCUCGAAGCUAGAAGAAAAAAGGAAGAGCGGAGACUCAAGAGGGCUGAAGAAAUGGAGGAGCAAAGAAUAGCAGAAGCGAGAAAGGCCGAAGAAGAUUACAGGAGGAGACAAGAAGAGGCCAAGAAGCGAAAGUCGUCGAGCUUUGGCAGCUGGAGAAGAUAG
Messenger RNA from Cryptococcus wingfieldii CBS 7118, 852 nucleotides. RefSeq lists its product as hypothetical. Bases 1 to 852 code for a protein of 283 amino acids. Gene Ontology annotation, biological process: ribosome disassembly; mitochondrial translational initiation. The transcript has a single exon. Gene Ontology annotation, molecular function: ribosome binding; translation initiation factor activity. Lineage: Eukaryota; Fungi; Basidiomycota; Tremellomycetes; Tremellales; Cryptococcaceae. The record is from RefSeq and is a predicted model, not a curated record. Gene Ontology annotation, cellular component: mitochondrion.